GUAUAAUACAAAAUCUUAAGUCUGGGACAAGAGAUGUCGUCCGCAGAGAGUAACAUUAGUCAGGAUGAAGACAGCUUCAGGUCACAACCUAAAAGACUGUCGCAAGUGGUAUCAAAACUGAAGAAGACGGGCAAGAUCCGACGCAAGAAGAGGGCGAGUUUCAUCCCUUCGGGUAAAGAAAAGGAGAACCUAUCUUCCUGGAUUUUAGAGAAUAUUAAAAAGAAAGAAUGUAUGUAUUAUGUGGAGAGUUCCAAGAUGAGCGACAUGAGAAAGCAUAUAUGUAUGUGUGGGUACCCUAAAGAACAUCAUAUAGGUGCGGCCACGUCGCCACGGCCGUUCCAAACCAAAGAGACGUGGGAUGGAAGAGAACAUAUAAAGGAAAUGCCUACAGACGCAUUUGGAGAUAUCAGCUUCACGGGGCUGGGUCCCAGAUUUGGGAAGCAGUAUAUAAGAGUAUCUUCCGACACUCCAUCUGGAGUUCUCUACCAGCUGAUGACUGAGCAGUGGGGUCUCGAAGUUCCAAAUCUUUUAAUUUCAGUAACCGGAGGAGCCAAGAACUUUCGUAUGAAAAUGAGACUGAGAAACAUUUUCCGCAGAGGUCUGGUGAAAGUUGCCCAAACUACAGGUGCUUGGAUUAUUACUGGGGGCUCCCAUGCUGGUGUAAUGAAGCAAGUUGGAGAAGCAGUGAGAGACUUUUGUGUGGGUAGCAACAACAAGAACAGUGAAAUCGUUGCGAUCGGUAUAGCUACUUGGGGGAUUGUUCAUAAGCGAAGCAGUUUAAUCUCAUCAACAGGACUGUUUCCAGCUGAAUACCAGAUAGAUGAAGAAAACCAAGGAAAUGAGUCCUGCUUAGAUAAUAAUCACUCCCACUUCAUACUUGUGGAUGAUGGGACAAAUGGAAGGUACGGUGUGGAAAUCCUCCUGAGGAGCAAGCUGGAGAAAUUCAUCUCAGAGCAGACCAAAGAGAAAGGAGGGGUUGCCAUCAAGAUUCCGAUAGUCUGCGUUGUGUUAGAGGGAGGACCCGGCACGCUUGAUACGAUCUACAAUGCUGUCAUCAACAACACUCCUUGCGUCAUUGUGGAGGGGUCCGGAAGGGUGGCUGAUGUCAUCGCCCAGACUGCACAACUUCCCAUUUCGAAAAUCACAAUCUCAUUUGUCCAGGAAAAACUCCACGCUCUAUUCCACGAUACGUUUGACACCUUUACAGAGCACCAGAUUGUUGAGUAUACGAAAAAGAUCCAGGACAUCAUGCGGCACAGCCACUUACUGACCAUCUUCCAGGAGGACAAGGAUGACCAACAUGAUAUUGAUGUUGCCAUUCUUCAGGCUCUACUUAAGGCUUCACUGACACAUGAUCAGCAGGGGCGUCAGAACUGGGACCACCAGUUAAAGUUGGCCGUGGCAUGGAACAGGGUGGACAUUGCUAGAAGUGAGAUCUUUACCGAUGAUCAUCAGUGGAAGCCCUCAGAUCUUCAUCCGGUGAUGACCGCAGCAUUAAUCGGCAAUAAACCUGCCUUUGUGAAGCUCUUUCUGGAACAUGGUGUCCGUCUGGAAGAAUACGCCACCCAAGAAACGAUAAUAAACCUAUACAACAAUAUAGACCCAUCCUGCCUGUUUUAUAGCAAACUUGCAAAAGUCUUUGAGGAUGAAAGAUUUCGUCAAGAAUUCCUUAAGACGCCGAAACUGCGUCUACACCACGUGUCACAUGUUCUGCGAGAGCUCUUGGGUGAUUUCACAAAACCACUUUAUCCGAAGCCCAAAAGUACAGAAAGACCUCAAAUAUCUAUUGCGGUUCCGCACAUCAAAAUAAAUGUACAAAGAGUCACUCUCCGAACCCUUCACAGAAGAUCUCAAGGAAGAUCACUGUGCACAAUGGAUCCCAUCAGGGACCUUUUCAUAUGGGUCAUUGUUCAAAACCGGAAAGAACUUGCAGACAUAAUAUGGGCACAGUGCCACGACUGCAUAGCGGCCGCCCUCGCGUGCAGUAAGAUUCUAAAAGAGCUCUCGAAAGAGGAGGAGGACACGGACACAUCGGAGGAUAUGCUGUCCCUGGCUGAGGACUAUGAACAGAAAGCCAUUGGUAUUUUCACGGAGAGUUACAGGAAAGAUGAAGAACGAGCUUUGAAGCUUCUCAUACGGGUUUCUGAAGCCUGGGGACAAGCCACCUGCUUGAAACUGGCUCUUGAGGCUAAAGAUAUGAAGUUUGUAUCUCACGGAGGCGUCCAGGCGUUCCUUACAAAAGUCUGGUUUGGAGAGUUGAGCGUGGACAAUGAGUUAUGGAGGGUGAUACUUUGUAUGCUCUUCUGUCCUCUUCUUUAUACUCGUCUGUUAGCGUUCAGGUAGAAUCCAUGCGUGCCUAAGCACACGCAGUCCAUGACCUUCACCGAGCGCUUCCAGGCUUUCUUCAUGGCGCCAGUCGUCAUCUUUCAUCUCAAUAUCUUGUUGUACUUCGGCUUCCUCCUGCUCUUUGCGUAUGUGCUAAUGACCGAUUUCCAGCCCGUGCCGUCCUGGAGGGAGCACGUGAUCUAUUUCUGGCUCUUUUCUCUGGUUUGUGAAGAAAUAAGGCAGUUGAUCUAUGACCCCGAUGGCUUUGGGCUUCUGAAGCAAGCUUCACUGUACAUCAAUGACUUCUGGAAUAAACUUGAUGUCUGUGCCAUUCUGAUCUUCAUCAGUGGUUUAGUUUGCAGAUUAAUUCCAGCAACGUUUUAUCCGGGGAGAAUUAUUCUGUCACUAGAUUUUGUCAUUUUCUGCUUGCGCCUCAUGCAUAUAUUUACUAUAAGCAAAACCCUGGGACCUAAAAUUAUCAUUGUUAAAAGAAUGAUGAAGGAUGUCUUCUUCUUCCUGUUCCUCCUGGCGGUCUGGGUGAUAUCUUUUGGAGUGGCAAAGCAAGCGAUAUUGAUCCACAAUGAGAUCAGAGUGGACUGGAUAUUCCGCGGGGUUGUUUACCAUUCCUAUAUGACGUUGUUUGGACAAAUUCCCUCCUAUAUAGAUGGAGUGAAUUUCAACAUUGACCAGUGUACGGUGAACGGGACCGAUCCCAACAAGCAGAAAUGUCCCGAAUCCAACAAGGAGAACCAGCAGCCGGUCUUCCCCCAGUGGCUGACCGUGUUACUACUCUGCCUCUACUUACUGUUCACCAACAUCCUGCUGCUGAAUCUGCUCAUUGCCAUGUUUAACUACACUUUCCAGCAGGUGCAGGAACACACUGAUCAGAUCUGGAAAUUCCAGCGUCAUUAUCUGAUAGAAGAGUAUUACGGUCGGCCUCCUGCCCCCCCUCCCUUCAUUCUCUUAAACCACCUGCAUAUGUUCAUCAAACGCUUCAUCCUUCAUGAAACUGCUGGGAAACAAAAGCAACUUAAAGAAAAGCUGGAGAAGACGGAAGAGGCCGCUCUGCUUUCCUGGGAGAGUUUUUUAAAAGACAAUUAUUUGCUGUAUCUUAAAAAGCAGAUGAAACAAAGCGCAGAGCACAAGAUAAAAAACACAAAUGACAAUGUUAAUACAAUCGUAGACAUAUUAGAACUAAACCAAGUAAAAAGGAACGGAUCCAUGGAAAAUCGACUGAUUGUGUUGGAAGAACAGGCGCUAAGAUCUGCAAAAGCCUUGAACUGGAUAGUCAACACGCUCCUGGACAACGGAUUUGGUUCCAGAGAAUCUGCUCCUGUAAUUGUCUCCAGUAAGUUACUUGGGGACGUAGACCUCAGAGAUGCGGAUGAAGCAAUUCGCUCCCAAUGCCACGUGAAUUCCAGGAACAUUCAUUACCCUGACUCCAGCCUGGUGCGUUUCCCUGUGCCCGACGAGAAGGUUCCUUGGGAAGUGGAAUUCAGCAUUUAUAAUCCUCCGUUUUAUACAGCUGUUAGAAAAGACAAAAAUUUCCAUGAUCCUUACACAAGCUCUGCCGAGACUCUUCUAAAAAUCAACUACAACACUUUUGACGGAACCAUCAAUCGUCAAAGUGACUGUGCAACCUAUGUGGUACAGGAGGGACUGCCUCUGAAUCCAAUGGGACGAACUGGAUUGAGAGGCAGAGGAAGUUUAUGUUGGUUUGGCCCGAACCAUGCAGUGCACCCUGUAAUAACACAGUGGAAGAGAAAUAAGGAUAAAUCUAUUAGUAGAAAAAAGUCAAAGAAAAUGCUGGAAGUCCUGGUGAUGAAACACAGCUCAGCGGAGCACUGGGCUCUCCCGGGGGGAUCACUGGAACCAGGGGAAGCCCUUCCGCGCAAAUUAAAGAAGAUCUUCAAAUACAAAUUCUUAGAAACUUUCCAAAACUUCAUGAGCAAAAGCAGAGAAGUAUACAAAGGAUAUGUUGAUGAUCCAAGAAAUACAGACAAUGCUUGGAUCGAAACAACUGCAAAGAGCAUACACUAUGAUGAGCACGAUGACCCACUACUACUAGAAUUAAAUGAAAAUAUACAAUGUCAUGAUGAAGAGUACGCUGUCCAGUGGCAAGUUGUAGACCAGAGAAUACCCCUUUACGCAAAUCACAAAGACAUUCUGCAAAAGGCCGUGGACUGUUAUAACUAGAGAUGAGCGCCUGAAAUUUUUCGGGUUUUGUGUUUUGGUUUUGGGUUCGGUUCCGCGGCCGUGUUUUGGGUUCGAACGCGUUUUUGCAAAACCUCACCGAAUUAUUUUUGUCGGAUUCGGGUGUAUUUUGG
Molecule: messenger RNA, 4652 nt
Organism: Pseudophryne corroboree (corroboree frog)
Lineage: Eukaryota; Metazoa; Chordata; Amphibia; Anura; Myobatrachidae
Gene: TRPM2
Product: transient receptor potential cation channel subfamily M member 2
Exons: 33
Biological process (GO): release of sequestered calcium ion into cytosol
Cellular component (GO): plasma membrane
Molecular function (GO): ligand-gated calcium channel activity
Source: RefSeq, a predicted model, not a curated record